Messenger RNA from Paramuricea clavata, 4325 nucleotides. The record is from the annotation of a GenBank genome assembly. NCBI's taxonomy places the organism in Eukaryota, Metazoa, Cnidaria, Anthozoa, Malacalcyonacea, Plexauridae.
GACAAGGUUCCCAACGCUGAGGACAAGGUUUCUGACGCUGAGGAGAAGGUUCCCGACGCUGAAGACAAGGUUCCUGACGCUGAGGACAAGGUUCUUGACGCUGAGGACAAUGUUCCUGACGCUGAGGACAAGGUUCCUGAUGCUGAGGACAAGGUUCCUGACGCUGAGGACAAGGUUGCUGACGCUGAGGACAAAGUUCUUGACGCUGAGGACAAGGUUCCCAACGCUGAGGUGAAGGUUCCUCACGCUGAGGACAAGGUUCGUCACGCUGUGGACAAGGUUCCUCACGCUGAAGACAAGGUUCCUGACGCUGAAGACAAGGUUCCUGACGUUGAGGACCAGGUUCCUAACGCUGAGGGCAAGGUUCCUGACGCUGAGGACAAGGUUCCUGACACUGAGGACAAGGAUACUAACGCUGAGGACAAGGUUCCUGACGCUCAGGACAAGGUUCCUGACGCUGAAGACAAGGUUCCUGACGCUGAGGACAAGGUUCCUGACGCUGACGACAAGGUUCCUGGUGCUGAGGACAAGGUUCCUGACGCUGAGGACAAGGUUCCUGACGCUGAAGACAAGGUUCCUGACGCUCAGGACAAGGUUCCUGACGCUGAAGACAAGGUUCCUGACGUUGAGGACAAGGUUCCUGGCGCUGAGGAGAAGGUUCCUGACGCUGAGGACAAGGUUCCUGACGCUGAAGACAAGUUUCCUGACGCUGAGGACAAGGUUCCCAACGCUGAGGACAAGGUUUCUGACGCUGAGGAGAAGGUUCCUGACGCAGAAGACAAGGUUCCUGACGCUGAGGACAAAGUUCCUGACGCUGUGGACAAGGUUCCUAAGGCUGGGGACACGGUUCCAGACGCUGAGGACAAGGCUCCUAACGCUGAGGUGAAGGUUCCUCACGCUGAGGUCAAGGUUCCUCAAGCUGAAGACAAGGUUCCUCACACUGAAGACAAGGUCCCUGACGCUAAGGACAAGGUUCCUGACGCUGAGGACAAGGUUCCUGACGCUGAGGACAAGGUUCCGGACGCUGAGGACAAGGUUUCUGACGCUGAGGACAAAGUUCCUGACGCUGACGACAAGGAUACUAACGCUCAGGACAAGGUUCCUGACGCUGAGGACAAGGUUCCCAACGCUGAGGACAAGGUUUCUGACGCUGAGGGAAGGUUCCUGACGCUGAAGACAAGGUUCCUGACGCUGACAACAAGGUUCCUGACGCUGAGGACAAAGUUCCUGACGCUGUGGACAAGGUUCCUAAGGCUGGGGACACGGUUCCAGACGCUGAGAACAAGGCUCCUAACGCUGAGGUGAAGGUUCCUCACGCUGAGGACAAGGUUCCUCAAGCUGAAGACAAGGUUCCUCACACUGAAGACAAGGUCCCUGACGCUGAGGACAAGGUUCCUGACGCUGAGGACAAGGUUCCUGACUCUGACGACAAGGUUCCAGGCGCUGAGGACAAGGUUCCUGACGCUGAGGACAAGCUUCCUGACGCUGAGGACAAGGUUCCUGACGCUGAGGACAAGGUUCCUGACGCUGAGGACAAGGUUCCUGACGCUGAGGACAAGGUUCCUGACGCUGAAGACAAGGUUCCUGACGCUGAGGACAAGGUUCCUGGCGCUGAGGACAAGGUUCCUGACGGUGAGGACAAGGUUCCCAAGUUGAGGACAAGAUUUCUGACGCUGAGGACAAGGUUCCUGACGCUGAGGACAAGGUUCCUGACGCUGAGGACAAGGUUCCGGACGCUGAGGACAAGGUUCCUGACGCUGAGGAGAAGGUUCCUGACGCUGAGGACAAGGAUACUAACGCUCAGGACAAGGUUCCUGACGCUGAGGACAAGGUUCCCAACGCUGAGGACAAGGUUUCUGACGCUGAGGAGAAGGUUCCUGACGCUGAAGACAAGGUUCCUGACGCUAAGAACAAGGUUCCUGACGCUGAGGACAAAGUUCCUGACGCUGAGGACAAGGUUCCUAAUGCUGGGGACACGGUUCCUGACCCUGAGGACAAGGUUCCUAACGCUGAGGUGAAGGUUUCUCGCGCUGAGGACAAGGUUCCUCAAGCUGAAGACAAGGUUCCUCACGCUGAAGACAAGGUCCGUGACGCUGAGGACAAGGUUCCUGACGCUGAGGACAAGGUUCCUGACGCUGAGGACAAGGUUCCCAACGCUGAGGACAAGACUUCUGACGCUGAGGAUAAGGUUCUUGACGCUAAGGACAAGGUUCCCAACGCUGAGGACAAGGUUCCUGACGCUGAGGACAAGGUUCCUAAGGGUGAGGACAAGGUUCCUGACGCUGAGGACAAUGUUCCUGACGGUGAGGACAAGGUUCCUGAUGCUGACGACAAGAUUCCUGAACCUGAGGACAAGGUUCCUAACGCUGAAGACAAGGUUCCUAACGCUGAAGACAAGGUUCCUAACGCUGAAGACAAGGUUCCUGACGCUGAAGACAAGGUGCCUGACGUGGAAGACAAGGUUCCUGACGCUGAGGACAAGGUUCCAAACGCUGAGGACAAGGUUCCAAAUGCUGAGGACAAGGUUCCUAACGCUGGGGACAAGGUUCCUAACGCUGAGGACAAUGUUUCUGACGCUGAGGAAAAGGUUCCUUACGCUGAGGACCAGGUUCCUGACGCUGAGGACAAGGUUCCUGACGCUGAGGACAUGGUUCCUGACGCUGAAGACAAGGUUGCUGACGCUGAAGACAAGGUUGCUGUUGCUGGAGACAAGGUUCCUGACGCUGAGGACAAUGUUUCCGACGCUGAGGACAAGGUUCUUAACGCUGAGGACAAGGUUCCUGACGCUGAAGACAAGGUUCCUGACGCUGAGGACAAGGUUCCUGACGCUGAGGACAAGGUUCCUGACGCUGAGGACAAGGUCCUGACGCUGAGGACAAGGUUCCUAACGCUGAGGACAAUGUUCCUGACGCUGGGGACAAGAUUCCUGACGUUGAGGACAAGGUUCCUCAGACGCGCGGAGGUGGAUGAUCGGACAUGCUCGUUACUCAAACUUGUAAGUUAUGAUGUAGUUUUUAACGGACAAGUAGAGAAGUGAGAGAACUUAAAGCGUAGAUACUGUACCAUGCAUUAAACGUACUCAUAAUAAACCUGUUAUUAUUAUAUUAUUUUAUUAGAAUCUAGUUUUCCGUGAAAUUGCUUUUUAAGACACGUGAAUCGUGAAACGGCUUUUUUUUCGUUGUGAAACGUGAUUCAUACCCCCCCCUUUCCCACCCUCGACAAGUAAUCUUAGUACGAUCAACUUUGCCGAGUUUUUCUUAUGUACAACAAAUUUUCUGUGACAAGUCUUGACAGUCUUUGAAUUUCUUGCCUCCAGACAGCUAUCAACAACAAUACAUAGUUAACCAAUUGUGUCCAAGGACUCAAAUUGCUUUGUCAAAUUUCUUUAUUUGGCUUUGCCAUUUUUUUCGAAGACAAGCACACUUGUUCAAAAGCUAGCAUGUUACACUACCUUUUAAACAAGUGUAUACUCAGAGGCGUAGCCAGGAUUUUUAGUUAGGGGGGCCAGCAAAAACCUAGGUGGGGUCAAGCCGCCAGUCACUCGAGACGCAAAGUUGCGUAGAGAUUUAAUUUGCAAUAGCUGGUUCCCCUUCUCGCGUAUUCUGAAUACAACUACCAGCAUGCUUUUCGGACAUGUUAUUGCAUAAUGAAGAAAAUACCCGCAAAGUAUCAUGGUAGUUGUAUUCAGAAUAUGUAAUAAGGGGAACCAGCUAUUGAGAUUUGAAAGAUUUGCAAUUGAAAAUUCACUCGUAAAAAAAACGGAUUGGUUUAAACUUCAUCUAACCCUCAUUUAAUGCAUAUUAGGGUUAGAAAAAGUAUGUGUUUCAAGCUGUGUGCCGCAAAUAAGCGAACAAGAUUUUAGGUUUCACACUGAAGCUCAGCAAAGUAUAUAUUCUACACAAUGUUUGCAUUAUUGACAGUAUGAAGCAAUAUAAUCAAGGAUUCCGUUUUUUAUACAAUACAUUUUAUAAGGGUGGGCAAAAAUUUUGCCAGGGGGGAGGUCGGGCCCCCGGCCCCAGCCCUGGCUAUGCCUCUGUGUAUACUUGGAAUAAAACUUGCCAUAUGAAAAGUUGUCAUGAAAACUCGCUCAUCUGUUACUUAGCUUCAUAGUUUUAUGCAUGAGUCAAUUCCUGGAAUAACCAUCCCCCACCCAGAACACCCUUGGGAAUUUGCCUGAUAGACAGUUCACAGGGGUCGGGAAAUAUAUUAAAUAAAAUAAUUUGUCAAUUUAUACAUGUACGGUAUAUUAAUCACCCACAAAUGAACUCAACAGCCACUAAAUGUAUGUAUCUAUUCUAAGCAAGAUACAUAAGUUAUAGAAAUAA